GAGGUAGAGGACUGAAAAAGAGGGAGAGGUUAAGGACUGAGAAUAGAGGGAGAGGUAGAGGACUGAAAAAGAGGGAGAGGUUAAGGACUGAGAAUAGAGGGAGAGGUAGAGGACUGAAAAAGAGGGAGAGGUUAAGGACUGAGAAUAGAGGGAGAGGUAGAGGACUGAAAAAGAGGGAGAGGUUAAGGACUGAGAAUAGAGGGAGAGGUAGAGGACUGAAAAAGAGGGAGAGGUAAAGGACUAAGAAUAGAGGGAGAGAGAGGCUGAAGAUGCUGUGGUUUCUACGUGGAGUGAGGCUGCGCUGCUGGCUCACCCUGGCCACAGGACUGGUGGAGUGCCUGUUUUUCACUGGGGUCAUUUAUGGGUGGGCCUCCCUGGUGUUUAUCCUGAAAGCCAGUGGAUACUUCAGUGACCAGUGUGUGAAUGCCACAGGACCCAAUGGCACACAGUACAUGGACUGUAGCAAACAGAACGAGCUCUUUUCCCUGGUUUUCACCAUCACCGUCAUCUUACAGAACUUCCUCAGUUUUCUCAAUGGAUUCUUCUUUGACCGCUUCGGUACCAUGGCAUCCAGACUGCUGGCAAUAAUACUGUACACCACUGGUACCUUGUUGAUUGCUUUUUCACAUCCAGAGAUAUCCAAUAUACUGUUUCCAGGUCUGGCCUGCAUUGCGAUUGGAAACAGCAUGUUAUUGCUCACAAAUAUGCAGGUGGGGAACCUCUUUGACACCCAUCGUUCCACCAUCAUCACCUUGUAUAUCGGAGCCUUCAGCUCCUCUGCCAUCACCUUCCUCAUCAUCAAGGUGGCAUCUGAAAGAGGGAUCUCUCUGCACUACUCUUUUUUCUUCUUGUCGGCAUGCAGCAUAAUCCACCUCAUGAGAACCUUCAUCCUCAUGCCAAAGAGGCACAUCCCCUACCCCCUCCCUGAGGGCUACACUUAUGGGAUGAACUGUGGUCAGAUCAAGUGCAACCGCUGUUGUCUCACAAAAAAAGCACAGAGAGACAACACAGAGCCUGUGCAGGGAGAAGAAGGGAUAGAGAACGCAACAUCUGAACAAGGGAGCCCCCAGCAGACCCCACAGACAGAUAUUUGUAGGUUUUGUCCUCAUGGGAUGUUAAUUCACUUGAAAAUCUGUAUCUGCCCCUCUGUCCUUCUCGAUCUCUCUCUUCACCCUCUCCCUGUAGACAGUUUUAAGCAGUGUGUGCUCAGCUGGUUGUUUCUGUGGCACCUGGUGUGGCUGUCAGUCAUGGCUCUGCGGCAGAUCCUGUUCAUUGGCACCCUGAACCCCAUGCUGACCCUGCUGACUCACGGAGACACAGCCCAAGUGAGCCACUACACCAACGUCUUCGCCUACACACAGUUAUGUGGGAUACUGUGCGCCCCCUUGAAUGGCCUGAUCAUUGACAGAUACAAGGCCAAGCUACAGGCUGAAGGAGAGACGGAAGAGGAGAGUAACCUGGGCUCUGUGGUGCCCUCCCUCUUCCUCAUUGCCCUGCAGUGCCUCUUAUUCUCCAUCUGCACCACCAUACCUGUGCUCCCGCUGCAGUACCUGACUUUUGUCCUGCAAGUGGUCAACCGUGCCUUCUCGACUGGAGGGAAUGCAGCCUUCAUCAGCAUUGCCUUUCCAGUCUGCCACUUAGGGAAGCUGUUUGGUCUGUUAUUUGUUCUGUCGACCCUGGUGUUGCUCCUGCAAUUCCCCUGCAUCAUCCUGGUGAAUGAGGUGUUGGAUGGAGACCCCUUAUAUAUAAACAUAGCCCUGUGCAUCCUGUGCCUGGCGCCAUUCAUUCACCCGGCCUAUGUCUAUAUCUGCUGGCGCAGAUUGGCCAAUCAGAGAAGACGCUCCGCCCAGCCACCUCCCAACGAUGAGAACACCUUCUCUGGAGACAAUGAAGACAAACCCCAGGAUGCCUUGCACCUUAUUUCCUUUUAG
Conger conger (European conger) is the source of this 1931-nucleotide messenger RNA. RefSeq names its product equilibrative nucleobase transporter 1-like. Gene Ontology annotation, biological process: transmembrane transport. NCBI's taxonomy places the organism in Eukaryota, Metazoa, Chordata, Actinopteri, Anguilliformes, Congridae. Gene Ontology annotation, molecular function: transmembrane transporter activity. The record is from RefSeq and is a predicted model, not a curated record. The transcript has 12 exons. Bases 270 to 1931 code for a protein of 553 amino acids.